AUGGUCCUUAAGUCAGGUCACGACUCAGGCCUGCAGCAGCUCAGCCCUCAGCAAGCCAUCAACUCCAGCUUUGAGGGGAUGACACAAUGCACCAGCGUGUACCAUGCAAUGAUUUCUCCCUCCGACACAAGCAGAAGGGGCCGAGUGGAGAUGCGAAGCAGCUGCUUUGCUUUUCACCGGCACCCUGACCCUGUUCAGACCCAAAACAGUCAGCAGCCUGUCCUCUGGGCCUGCCGGGCAGCCCAAAGCCAGAGCAGCCCCGCGUCCCCGGAAGCUCAGGCUCUCGGGCGCCGGGCUGCGGCGUUCUGGGAGGUCGCUCUGAGCGCUCCGCGGCCCGGCCCACCGCAUCACUCACGACCGGUCCCCACCGGGCCGCCCCGGUCCCUGGAAGACAGAGGGUACUCUCCAAGGCAGCAAUUACCAGCCACGACCUUUUGGGUUUUGAGGCUGCUUCCUAGGAAUAUCCGUUCCUUGGCUACAUCAUCAGAGAAUCAGAGAGUUGAGGAUUGCCACCAGCACCACGAGGCCUAUGGGUACUUCUUGCUCAUCCAGACGAGGUGGCAGAACAAUGACCAGCACGGCCGUGGGAACAAUGCUGUGUACUACAGCUACUUAGACACGAUCAUCAACCCGUACCCGAUGAGGUUACUUACUGAAGAGUGGUUGCCUCAGUCAGAAGACCUCCUUGCUGACCAGAACCUCUCCAAGCUCCUGUUAGAAGCUCUGGCAUGUUUUCCAGAAAGCAGGAUCUCAACUCAUCCCAUAGUCCAUGGACCUGCAUGGGAACAGUGUCCUGGGUGGUCACCACGGCCAGGGGCCAUGCUUCGAAGGCUGCUGCUCCUUUGCUCCAUCACCCACUGCAGCGGAGCAGACCCUGCCAACCACACUGCAGAACGUGUGCAUCGAGUUGUUUCAGGAACUAUUUGUCACGAGGCUGCUCUGUGCCUUGCGUUAGGUUGGGUGUGGUCAGGGACACAGGGGGCAUAGAAGGCAUGGCCCCCACCCUCCAAGAGCUUCAAGGUAACUUGUAGAAUCAAGUUAUCAUACAUGGAAGUCAGAUGAGAACUUGAGCUCCAAGUGGCAGC
Messenger RNA from Globicephala melas (long-finned pilot whale), 1085 nucleotides. RefSeq lists its product as uncharacterized. The record is from RefSeq and is a predicted model, not a curated record. Lineage: Eukaryota; Metazoa; Chordata; Mammalia; Artiodactyla; Delphinidae.